AUGGAUAGAGAUUUCUUCCUUAAUGCAGGGCUCCACUUCGAACCCUCGUCUCAAAUGUCGUCAUGGAAGUUGAUGGCAUCGGUGCCGGAGAUGAAUUGUCCCCCGGAGCAAUCUUCCGUCGACAGAUUCAACCAUUUUGAAUCGGCUCUUAGCUCAAUGGUCUCCUCCCCUGUUUCCAGUUCAGUGGCUAACAACGAUAACUUUGCUGUUCGUGAAUUGAUCGGAAAAUUGGGUAGCAUUCGCAAUGGUGGCGGUGAGGUUUCUCUGGCUGCCAUAGCUCCGGCGACGGCGACGGUGACAGCUCGUUACAACAGUAACAAUACUUCAUGUUAUAAUACACCACUGAGUUCACCACCAUCGAAAUUAAAUUGGCCAAUCGCCGAUCAUUUUGCGAAAGAAACAACACCCACUUUGCGAAAUUCAAUCCCGUACGGCGGCGCUGGUUUGCCGUCGCUGGCGGCGGAUCCUGGUUUCGCAGAGAGGGCGGCGAAGUUUUCUUGUUUUGGUAGUCGGAGCUUUAAUGGCAGAAGUAGUCAAUUAGGGUUAAACUCAAACAACCCUGAUUUCCAAUCUAGAUCUAGUGUUUCACCAUUAUCAGGAAAUGCAAAACUGCAUCGUGUUUCCAGUAGUCCUUCAUUGAAAAUCGAUGGAUCUGCCAUGGCCGCCAUUCAAGAAAACAAGAAUCCAACCGAAACCCACAUCAACGGGUCGGGUUCUGAUAAUAAAACCAACUCCAUUGAAGAUUUCUCUGCUUCUGAACAAAUGGGAUUCAAGAAUCAGAACGAUUCGAAUUCUAGAAAGCGAAAAUCAUCAUCUUCAAGAGGAAAAGCCAUGGAAAUUGCUUCCACGAUUGUAAAGGAAGAAGGUAAUGAUGAUUCGAAUUCGAAAAAACCGAAGAAAACAGAGAAAGAGAGCAAAACAGAGAUAGAUACAAAUGGUGAAACAGAGAAGAAAACAAAUCUUCCAGAACCACCAAAAGAUUACAUUCAUGUUAGAGCAAGAAGAGGCCAAGCAACUGAUAGCCAUAGUUUAGCAGAAAGAGUUAGGAGAGAGAAAAUAAGUGAAAGAAUGAAGCUUCUUCAAGAUCUUGUUCCAGGUUGCAAUAAGGUCACCGGAAAAGCACUUAUGCUCGAUGAAAUCAUCAACUACGUUCAAUCAUUACAACAUCAAGUUGAGUUUCUAUCCAUGAAAUUAGCAACAGUAAAUCCAAGAUCAGAUUUUGAAAUCUCCAAAGAUAUGAGUCAAUCAAAUGGGAAUUUAUCUCAACAAUUAUACCCAAUCGAAUCAUCUGCGUCAGAUUUCUAUCAGCAAAACCCACAACAACAAGUACUCUUCAUUGGGUCUACUCCGAUCACCCAAUCUCCGGUGGACCCAUUAACCCCUGUUCAUCGAUUCACCGAACCUUUCUCCCAGUUUGCAGGAUUUGAAGGCGAUGAUCUUCAUAGCAUUGUGAAGAUGGGUUUUGGAGACAAUCGUAAUAAUCAAACAUCUGAGAUGAAAAUUGAGCUCUGACCAUCGAUUGUAAAUACAAGAAAGGGAGUAUUUUGAGUUGGAUUUUAGAAUAAUUCAAGUGUUAUUUUUGCGAUUUUAUCCAUUUUUAGGUCUAAUUCUUUUGAUCUUUGGGUUAAUUUCGUUCAAUAUGUAUUGUAUUAUAGAAAUAUUGUGUGCAGUGGAAGGUUAAAGAGACACCACAUUUGUAAUAUAU
Molecule: messenger RNA, 1705 nt
Organism: Cynara cardunculus var. scolymus (artichoke)
Lineage: Eukaryota; Viridiplantae; Streptophyta; Magnoliopsida; Asterales; Asteraceae
Product: transcription factor bHLH62-like
Exons: 7
Coding region: 1-1512 (503 amino acids)
Biological process (GO): regulation of DNA-templated transcription
Cellular component (GO): nucleus
Molecular function (GO): protein dimerization activity; DNA-binding transcription factor activity
Source: RefSeq, a predicted model, not a curated record